GAGUAGCCCCGGCUCAAGCAUGCAGCAGCAGAGAGGUGGGUGCCUUCACCCCUUGUCCUGCUGUCCCUGCCAUGGGACUGGGGACACGGGGCCAGCAGCUCAGCCUGGCUUGUCCUUAACAGCUCCUGCCAGCACCAAGCAGCAGCCCGCUGUCAACAAGGAGCUGCUGAAGAGGGCCAGACAGCAUGUGAAGGAGGCCAUCAAGGAGAAAAAGAUCUUCUCAGUGCAGGGCCCCUACCCUGUGAUGCGCAAACUGCUGCGGGCACGAGGCUGGGUGGAGAAGCUCACCACCACCAUCAAGGAGGACACCUGUCCAUCCUCCAUGGUGAAAGACCACCUGCCAACAUUCAUCUGGACAAACCGCCGCAGUGCCGUACACUACCGGGAGCUCCAGGACCACCAAAUGGUAAACCACUUCACUGGCACUGGAGCCUUCACCACCAAGAAGGGGCUGUGUGUCAACCUCCAAAACCUGCCCUCAUUCUACCAAGCGGAUCCCACCACCUUCUUCCCAAGGUGCUACCAGCUCGGGGAUGAGGAUGAACGUCAAGCCUUCAUCGAGGAUUUCCGCCUGACAGCAGCUCACAGCCUGCUCAAACUGGCUGUGGAGAAGCCUGGCAUCAUGCAAGGGGUGAUGGAGUCACCUGGCAAGGGGGCAGCAGGUCCAGUAUCCCCAUCACCCCCUGAGCUGCUGGAGAAAGCACUGCAGGUCUGCAGGAUGCAGCUGGACAGGCUGGAGCACACAGACAUUGACAGGGACUCCCCACUGCUCCAUAUCACCAACGCCAACUGGGACUGCUUCCUGCACGAGUACUACCGUGUGGUGAAGUGUGUCUGGGGGGAGACGGGGGGAGGCACACAGCUGGAGGCAAGCAUUCCUCAGAUAAAACACUGCAGGGCACUGCUACAGAAGCUGCAGGAGCGGCUGCCCCAGCUCCACAUGGAGGGCGUUCACAAUCUCUGGAUAAUCAAGCCUGGAGCUAUGUCCCGUGGUAGAGGCAUCACCUGCUCGGCACGGCUGGAGGAGAUCCUGGAGCUGCCUGGGAAACCCGCAGCGCCCUCAGCGCAGCCAGGACAAUGGAUAGUACAGAAAUACGUGGAGCGGCCGCUGCUCAUCUUCGGCACCAAGAUUGACCUGCGGCAAUGGAUCCUGGUGACUGACUGGAACCCGCUGACCAUAUGGUUCUACCGGGACAGCUACGUGCGCUUCUGCUCCCAGCCCUUCUCCCUGAGCCACCUACACGCCUCCCGGCACCUCUGCAAUGUGUCCAUCCAGAAGCAGUGGAGGCAGGCUGCAGGCCGUAACCCCAAUCUGCCCUGUGACUUGAUAUGGUCCAGCCACCAGUUGCAGCUUCACCUGCAGCAAGUGGGGCACACGGAGGCCUGGGAGAACGUGAUCGUGCCAGGCAUGAAGGAGGCAGUGGUGGCUACCCUGCACAGCUGCCGGGAACUGGUGAGGGACCGGAAGGACAGCUUUGAGCUCUAUGGGGCCGAUUUCAUCUUCGGGGAGGAUUGCCAGCCGUGGCUGCUAGAGAUCAACGCCAGUCCCACCAUGGCGCCCUGCUCAGCAGUGACCCGACAGCUCUGCGCUGCCGUCCAGCGUGACAUACUGCGUGUGGUCCUGGACCACAGGGAGAACCACAGCUGCUCCACUGGAGCCUUUGAACUCAUCCACAAAGAGCCCAUCGUGCCAGUGCCUCCCUGCCUGGGACUGAAGCUGCUGGUGGAAGGCUACUCGCUAAUGAAGUUCCAGUUGCAAAAACAACAACCCCAGGACAAACUCCCCACCACCCUGCCUCUUGUCUGCCCGGUGGUGCCCAAGUCACUGGUGGUGGCCAAACCACUUAUGAACACCAAAUCAUCUGUGGUGCCCAUGUCUCCCGUGGUACCCAGGCCUCCUGUGGUGGCCAAACUACUUAUGGACAAGCAACCCAUGGUCACUAAUCGGUCUAUAGUGCCCAAGCCUCCUGCAGUGCCCAUGCCUCCAGUGGUCUCCAAACCACUUACGGACGCCAAGCCUCCCAUGGUGCUGAAGACUCCUGAGGUGCCCAGGCCUCCAGUGGUGGCCAAACCUCUUAUGGACACCAAGCCUACUGUGGUGCCCAGCCCUCCGGUGGUGCCUAAGCCACUUACGGUCACCAAGCCUCCUAUGGUCACCAUGCCCCCUAUAGAGCCCAGGUCUCCUACAGUGUCAAGGCCUCCUGUGAUGUCCAAGUGGGGCACAACCACUCAGCUCCCACCCCCUGGAGAAGCACAGGUCAAGGUGGUUCCUCUGACGCAAUUGCACUUCUGCCUCUCCUCCGCCUCUGCCCCCCAGGCACCACCACAGCCAAACCCCCUGCUCCAGUGGCGUCAGGCCACUCUGAGCAAGCCUGGGGCUACUGUCCUGACAGGGAACCCGCACAAGCGGCCGCAGUCCCACCAACAACCCUGCCUGCAUGUCCUGGGCAGCAGAGCCGUGCUGCAGCCGAGGGACACGAAGCAGCACCUGGGAGCAGGCAGAAACGCUGCAACAAAAAGGCCAUGA
Pezoporus flaviventris is the source of this 2527-nucleotide messenger RNA. RefSeq names its product tubulin monoglycylase TTLL3-like. Gene Ontology annotation, molecular function: protein-glycine ligase activity, initiating. NCBI's taxonomy places the organism in Eukaryota, Metazoa, Chordata, Aves, Psittaciformes, Psittacidae. The transcript has 10 exons. The record is from RefSeq and is a predicted model, not a curated record. The coding region runs from base 20 to 2527 and encodes 835 amino acids. Gene Ontology annotation, biological process: cilium assembly; cilium movement; protein polyglycylation. Gene Ontology annotation, cellular component: cilium.